This is a messenger RNA of Mauremys reevesii (Reeves's turtle), 5240 nucleotides long. It is a transcript of the gene HYCC2, whose product is annotated as family with sequence similarity 126 member B. Bases 649 to 2412 code for a protein of 587 amino acids. Gene Ontology annotation, cellular component: plasma membrane. The transcript has 17 exons. NCBI's taxonomy places the organism in Eukaryota, Metazoa, Chordata, Testudines, Geoemydidae. The record is from RefSeq and is a predicted model, not a curated record. Gene Ontology annotation, biological process: protein localization to plasma membrane; phosphatidylinositol phosphate biosynthetic process.
GCGUUGUUGCGCUGCAGGGCUGGCCGCAGAGGAGGCAGGAAGGGGACGGGGAGAGGGGGCGGCAGGAAGAGUUGGGAAACGUUGUGGAAUUCUGGAAUCUACAGUAAAAGUUUAUCCCAAAUUGAGUGCGUAGGAUAAAGAAGGCCUCUACCCAGAUGUUUGAGUGCCUCUGAGGAUUCUUGCAUUGAAACAUGGAGAAUGACAGAGAGACUUCUCCUGGAUUUAUGAUGAUGUAGUGAAAGGAACCCAUUACGAGCAGGAAGUGGAUUAAGAAAGUUGGAAAAUGUUUUGCAGCAUCCAGCAUUUGAAUUGCAAGGUGGGAUGCCAGGUGAACAUACAGACUAUUUUGUCAGUCUUCAUCCUAGAUAGUGCUUGUAUUUGGACACAUGUACCCAUUGUUGGCCUGAUAACAUACACCCUCUGAAGUAUGUCCUGGAAGUGUCAAAACAAGCAGUUGUACUGAUGUAAUCAAACAACUAUGUCAGCAUUUGGAAGUUUUGUUGAGUAGACAGAACUGAGGAAUAUUUUAAAGCUUGACAAAUGCAUUCCAGACUGGAAAACUGCUGCAUUAUUCCUCCUCCUCCUCCUCCUCCUUCUUUAGAGAACUGACUUCUUAAAACAGAGGUAAGGAGAAUAAGCUGUAAGAAAAUGCUGGGAUCCGAACGUGGUGUGGUGGAAGAAUGGCUAUCAGAAUUCAAGGCAUUACCUGAAAAUCAAAUCUCCGGUUAUGCAUCAACGUUGCACCGGAAAAAAUCACUGGUGCCAGCUCUUUAUAAGGUUAUUCAGGACCCAAAUAAUGAGCUUCUGGAACCUGUCUGCCACCAGCUCUUUGAACUCUACCGUAGUUCUGAAGUUCGACUCAAGAGGUUCACGCUGCAGUUCCUGCCAGAAUUGAUCUGGGUUUAUCUGCGUCUUACUGCCAGCAGGGACAGACAGAGUAACGGUUGCAUUGAAGCACUGCUGCUUGGGAUUUACAAUUUGGAAAUUGCUGACAAAGAUGGGAACAACAAAGUUUUAUCUUUCACCAUCCCUUCGUUAUCCAAGCCCUCAAUAUACCAUGAGCCUUCUACUAUUGGAUCCAUGGCUUUGACUGAGGGAGCCCUAUGUCAACAUGACCUCAUCAGGGUGGUUUAUAGUGAUCUUCAUCCUCAGAGAGAAACCUUCACUGCACAGAACAGGUUUGAGGUGCUCGGCUUUCUCAUGCUGUGCUACAACUCUGCUAUUGUCUACAUGCCUGCCUCCUCCUAUCAGUCACUUUGCAGGAUGGGUUCCAGGCUUUGCGUGAGUGGAUUUCCACGGCAGCAUGAGAAACGCUGGAAAGAAUUCUGUAACAGAGUGGUACUAGAUCCUGACUUUAUGGUGCAACUGCUCACAGGUGUCUAUUAUGCCAUAUACAAUGGACAGUGGGGUCUUGGCCAAGAGGUAUUGGAUGACAUAAUUUACAGAGCACAGCUUGAACUUUACUCUCAGCCACUGCUGGUUGCAAAUGCCAUGAAGAACUCGUUGCCCUUUGAUGCCCCUGAUAUGUCGCAAGAAGGCCAGAAGGUGCUGAAGGUGGAGGUUACUCCUACAGUGCCCAGGAUCUCUCGGACUGCCAUUACGACAGCUUCCAUCCGUCGCCAUCGGUGGAGGAGAGAAGAUGGCUUUGACUUCUCAAACGAGGCUGACUCAAGCAUUCCUGGCUCCCCGAUCCAGCACGGCUCCACAGACCUAGGGAUCAAACGUGAGCAAGAGGGGGAGGUGCUGGUGCGCAGGACCCCUGAGCAUGGCUCACCGGAGCCCACCUUGACAGCAGCCACAACAGAGGAUACUGAGGGUAUAAAUGGAAGAGAGGAAUCCGUGAACCUCAAUGAUGCUGAUGAAGGAUUUUCAUCAGGAGCUUCCCUUAGUAGCCAGCCAGUUGGGACCAAGCCUCUAUCGUCCACAUCCCAGAGGGGCAGUUUAAGGAAAGCAGCAAGUGGGCGUUCAGCUAAGGAUAAAGAAACGUCAUCUGCCACUAAAUCCAAUGAGAGCCCUCGAGAUUCAGUAGCUCAGAAGCAGCACCUGCACCAACCAACUGACCUUACUGCAGAAACAAUUGAGAUGACCCCUACAAAGAAACACCUCAGCCUGCCUGCUGGGCAGGUGGUACCAAAAGCCAGUAGCUUGAGCCUAAUCCGGACCGCCAGUGCUUCCUCCAGUAAAUCAUUUGACUAUGUGAAUGGUGGUCAAGCAGCUUGCAUUGUUGGGGUUGGCACGGAGGGUGUUACUAAUCUAGCAGCUGGCAAUUCCAAUCGGUUUUCAACUAUCAGUCUACAGGAGGACCGGCUAGGCCAAGCUGGGGAAGGUAAAGAUCUCCUUACCCCAGGGGCUCCCCUUACCAAGCAGUCUCGAUCCCCAAGUUUCAAUAUGCAGCUGAUAUCCCAGGUGUAGCUUUGACUCCCCUCUUCCUCUUUAACCAAUAGACAGUUCAUCCUUGGGCAAAAACAAGAACCUUCAUCCCACAGUGUGAAAAUACUGACCAUUGUGAUCUCAUUUGAUUCCGUUUAGAUAUCAUCCUGUAUUUUGUAUGAAACAGCAAUAAAUCUCCCCUCACUCCCAGUCCCCACCCCUUGUGAACAUGGUUGUGAAGCAGUAUAAAAUGUACUGUAUGCCUUUUCCACACCUUCCUUUCUCCUUGGGUGAUGUGCAAUCCAUCGUAGGCUGAUCAGUCCCAUUUCAACACUGUGAGACUAGUGAUAUUGGAGGAAAUGGUGAAUGUGAUCCCUAUGAGAUGAUGCUUUGGCUUUGUUAAGAAAUAGAAACGGGUUAGUUUUAUCAGUCUGUAGUUCUGCAAAGACUACUGGAUCAUGAUUUUUCUUAGAACCAGGAGUGCCUCAGAGAUUCUAAUGUGACUUUGGACCUCUCUGAGUUUGUGCAAUCAAUUCUGGGAGAGGGGAAUGUCAUUGUUGCUCCUGGCUGACCAAUGCACUUUUCCAUUAAAAUGAGAAUUGUUCUUUUCCUUCCACACCCUCAUCUCCACUCUCCUACUUCUGAACCUCUUCCUGCUCAACAGUGGAGGCAUGCCUAUUACCAAGUCGUUGCCCCUCAGAUAAAGAGAGGGCUGUAAGUAGAGAACGUAGGUCACAGUGUACUACUUAUGGCGUUGUAGCCAUAUUUAUGUUAUAUGUCUUCCCCUCCAGGACACAGGGUCAUUCUGCUUACACACUGGAAUUUGGAAAGGCCAAACCUGUUGAAAUAAUUCAAAAGUGGGAAGGAGAGACACACUUUCCCAGAAAUAAUUAACUACUAGCUCUGCUUCUAUUUGUGUGAGGUGAUGAUCACUGAAUUGAAACAAGCGCAUCUUCAGGUAAACAGAGGGAUUCUCAGGCUGCAUUCUAUGGUAUCAUAGUUGUUAGGGAGCCCCUCCUGCUUUCUAGGUGUUCCUAGCUCAGUCACAGCAUAGAUUAAGAAAUCUGUAGUCCAGACAUAAUCCUCCAAGGAGAUGCAUCAGGGAUUGAGAUAAUGGUUUUGCUGGAAACACUGAAGCAUCAAUGUGCAACACUUUCUAGAAACAAUGUUGGUAUAACGGGGUAGUCUUUUCUCCCAGAAGGACCACACUUCACUGCCUUUGUAUUUACAAUCCAUUGCAUUUUGUAAAUAUCUGAUCAUUUUGCUGAUGGAGGCAGGCAAUCUCGUAGAAAACUCUGAACUCAUGCCAUUGAGCCAAGUUCUGAAUCUAUGUGAUUGAUGUAUGGGCAGCAAUUGCUACCUAUGCUAGCGAUCACUACUUAAAAGUACACUUCUGAUUACAAAGGAGGAUGUCCAUCAUAUUUUAGCCUGUGUCUUUCUUUGGAUAACUAAGGAGAAAAGAGGAAGUCCCAGUCUUUUUUCUCUACUCUGUUGUGACCUGGAAGUUUACAGGCCAUUAACCCAUGGAACAGAUUAGAGUUACAUUUUUUCAUUAUGUAGGCACUUUUGUUUUAUAAUUUUCACUGUGAAAAAAUAUAAACAAAUGGCUACAAAUAACAGGCUAUCUUUUGAUUUAUAAAGAUUGUACGAAACUUAGAACUAAAAUGGCAUUACAUUGCUAGUGGUUAUUUAAUGGGUUGGUUGUUUAAAUGUUGUUUCGAGCUUUCAAUUCUUUUCUUUUUAACACCCUCGUUUCAAGUAGCAUUUUUUCAAAGUGACUUUCAAACUUAUAAACAGGUAAAGGAAGACAUUUUUAUGGUUGAAUGAGUUACUUGGUCACUUAAUCUUCAUAUUUCACAUUCAAAGAGGAAUGAUAACAUUAAAAAAAAAGAAAUAUUACUAAAGAUAAAUAUAAUUUCAAAUUGAUAAGGACCAAUCAUUCCUUUAUAUUAGUUCUUGAAAUGGAAAUGUAAGUCAGACAGUCAGGCUAGUUUUGGAAGAAUCCCAAUAUAUUUUUUCGAGUGUUUAUUUUGUGUGUGUGUGUAUGUAUGUAUAUAUAGUUGAGGUAUAUACAAAAAUAUACAUAGUGAUGUUUGGUAGGUCAGCUAUAGAGGUUCUAUAUUUUCCACGGUUAGUUUUCACCUAAGGGAUUUAUAGCUCUUCUAAAAAUUUUGCAUCAGGCUAAAACUUAGCAAACAAGUUUCCAUAUCAUGAUCCAUUUCUUUUACAAAAUGCAGUUAAACCAGUUCAGCAAAAUGAAAUAGUCCUGUGAUUUCAAAUGGGGAGUCAAAUAUGGGUGCUCAAAUUUGAAGUUUUAGUCACUUUUUUAAACCAGUUUUGCAGGUAUUUAGUCCUUAUUUUGGUGGAGUGCCUUUUGUUAUAUUUUAUAAAUCUGUUAAGUAUUCGUUAAUCUGCUUUUGUGCGUAUAUGCACACUACUUUCGCUAUAAUAUGCUUUUUGAUAGAGUUCAAAUUCUGUCCCUAUUAACAUCCUAGAUGUUCCACACUGUGGACUGACAUGAUACAUAAUAACUUGCCCAAAGGAUCCUUUGAGAGCUUCGUGUCAGAUGUUCACUGAUCAACCUCUCUAUGUUCUGGAAUGACUCAUCCAUUAACACAAAUGAAGCAGCCAUUAUAAUGUGUCAUGUCAGUGCUAUAUAUCAUUAAUGCUUUUAGAUGUGUCCAUCAAUCCAUGUCAAGGUAGUUGUGAAAUAUGAUGUACUGAGCUUCAGUGAACUUCAAAGUAAUGUGGCAUUAAUUGAAAUGGAAAUGCUUGGGAUACAAACAAAGAAUAAUCAGAGUUGACUUUGGAGGGUAUUGUAUGGUACUGUUAAACUAAGUACAAAACUAUUAAAAUAGGUUUCUGACAAA